AUGUCCCAAUACAUGUACACCAGCUUCGCCCCCGUCCCUCCCAUUCUUUCUCGCAUCGAGUCGACCAGGCCAAAGACUGCGACUGCAACCUUGACAAACAAGAGCAAACAACAACAACCACACACGGCGGUUGGUGCUAGUGCUGCAACUACAGAUACUACUACCACCACUACCACCACUACUACUCCUGCAUCUGCCACUACAACUCUGUCAACAACAUCAACAAAACCCCCCGCUGCCGCCCACGCCGCCGUCGCACCACCUACCCCGUCUUCCUCUUCUUCGUCCUUCUUCUCAAAGGCCAACCCGGCGGAUUCUUCGCGCAUACCGUCGCGCCAACCAUCAUCAAACAGUUCUCACUUUGGACAGCAGCAGCAGCAGCAGCAGCACCACCACCACCACCACCCCGCAACCCGUCUCAAGCACAUCCGCACAUCGUCAUCGUCCUCGGCGUCACGCUCCUCGCACGAGACCUCACUCACACCCACGUCAACGAUCCUCUCGACUGCGUCGCCCAUCGACCCGCGCGAUCUUACCUCGCCAGCGUCUCCAAAGAAGCACAAGCAUCACCACUCGCUACAAGAGACACGCGCUGGUGCCGACCGCACUCGCAUCCGGGUGCCGGCGCGCCUUCGCAAGGAAAGCGGCACCUUAAGCUCCUACGCGAGACACCCGCUUGUACCGCCUACACCAUCUCACAUCGGUCUCACUCCGAAUGAGCUAAAACAUGUCGCCAUGCUCGUCGACACGGACACAUCGGGCCGUCAUCUCACUGCCGGCAAGGCCGGUGCAAUUCCUUUUUCCCGUACCGACAGUCUUUCGUCGGCGGCUCCUUCAACCGCCUCCAUGUCGACCCGCACAAUGACGUCCUCCGACCCCACGACAAACUCGUUCGAUGCCUCCCGCCCUUACUGCUUGCGCAAUGGCCGCACAUAUCUGUCAGAUCCGUCGUUAGCAUACCCCUUGCCUGUUGACCUGAGCGAGAUCCAUCGCCAGUCAUUGCGCACACUGCUGCUCAUCCAGUUGUUUGGUUCGCCAAUCUGCUCCACAGCAUUUGCUAGCAAGCCGCCUGGUCGUGUCCUCGAAGUCGCCUGCGGUUCCGGAUUCUGGAGUCAGUCGUGUCACCGGUAUUUCGCGCAACGAGGCCACCCAGAUAUCCACUUCACUGGCAUGGACAUUGGCCCAAUGGGGCAGCAUGCGGGGGACGUAUCUCGCGACAUGAAAUGGCGAUUCAUGCAGCACGACAUUCGCAACUUUCCGUGGCCGUUUGCCGAUGGCGAAUUCGACUUGGUCAUGGUCAAGGAUCUGAGUCUGGUUGUGACGUCGCCGCACGCACUGCAGAACGCCAUUGAAGAAUAUCAUCGCAUUCUUCGCCCCGGUGGCACUGUGGAAUUCUGGGAUAGCGACCACCAGAUCCGCAUGUUGCGGCCCCACGCCGCGCCACAGUCUGGCAACACCGAAGACACCGCCACCGUCGCCUCGCUCGGCGCGUAUCCCAUUUCGGCAAAGACCCCUUUGAGCGCGCCGCUGAACAACUUCCUCGUCGAGUACAACAGUUGGGUUCACCGUGCACUCGAGUCCCGCAAUCUGAGUCCUGUGCCUUGCACUCUCAUCGGUCCCAUGCUCAUCCAGGAAUCCGAGGAGCUGACUGACAUACAAAGCAAGCGCCUGGCGAUCCCACUUUCUGAAGUUCGCUGGGAGCGCGAGGGCGUCGGCGGUGUCGUGACCAAGGACGGCAAGUCGUUCAUCAACUCUGGCAAGGGCAAGGGCAAAGACAAACCGGACGAGCAGAAGAAGACGUUGACCGAGGCCCAGGCGGCGCUCCGCCGCACGGCCUUGAUGACCGUCGUACAGCAGAUCCAGAGCCUGGAGCCGAUCUUGCGCGAGGUCAGCGGCAAGAGCCAAGACGAAUGGGACGGCUGGCUAGGCAAGAUGAUGAACGACCUCAUGAGGGAGAACGGUACGAGUUGGGGAGAGUGUUUGGAGGUCGGUGCCUGGUGGGCACGCAAGAGGGAGCGAUGA
This is a messenger RNA of Colletotrichum costaricense, 2022 nucleotides long. Its product is annotated as methyltransferase domain-containing protein. The transcript has a single exon. The record is from RefSeq and is a predicted model, not a curated record. Gene Ontology annotation, molecular function: methyltransferase activity. The coding region runs from base 1 to 2022 and encodes 673 amino acids. NCBI's taxonomy places the organism in Eukaryota, Fungi, Ascomycota, Sordariomycetes, Glomerellales, Glomerellaceae.